Messenger RNA from Thunnus maccoyii (southern bluefin tuna), 1899 nucleotides. RefSeq names its product transmembrane protease serine 9-like. The transcript is spliced from 10 exons. Lineage: Eukaryota; Metazoa; Chordata; Actinopteri; Scombriformes; Scombridae. Gene Ontology annotation, biological process: proteolysis. Gene Ontology annotation, molecular function: serine-type endopeptidase activity. Bases 1 to 1899 code for a protein of 632 amino acids. The record is from RefSeq and is a predicted model, not a curated record.
AUGGCUUUGAGGAAAUGGAUCUGCGUUUUGGCUCUGGCAAGCCUUUUAUCUACAGAAUCACAUGCUCAGCUUGAUGUAUGUGGCAUUGCUCCGCUGAACUCCAGGAUAGUUGGAGGUGAAGAUGCUCCACCUGGAAGUUGGCCCUGGCAGGCUAGUCUGCAGAGAUUUGGCAGACAUUUUUGUGGUGGUUCCCUCAUCAACAAAGAAUGGGUGAUGUCUGCUGCUCACUGCUUCUCCAGUACCAGUACGUCUGGAUGGCAGGUUUCUCUCGGUCGUCAGAACCUGCAGGGCAAAAACCCAAACGAAGUGUCCAGAACUGUUGCCAGAAUCAUUUUGCAUCCAAACUAUGACAGCGACACCAACAACAACGACAUCGCUCUGCUCAGACUCUCCUCACCAGUCGAAUUCACAGACUACAUCAGACCUGUGUGUCUGGCAGCCAGUAGCAGUGUGUUCAACAACGGUACUGAUAGCUGGGUCACUGGCUGGGGAGCAGUCAAGGAGGGAGUUUCAUUACCCUUCCCUGAAACUCUACAAGAAGUGGAGGUGCCAGUUCUGGGAAACAGACAGUGUAACUGUCUCAAUGGAGUCGGCACAGUCACAGACAACAUGAUCUGUGCUGGUGUUCUGGCAGGAGGCAAAGACUCAUGUCAGGGUGACUCAGGAGGUCCAAUGGUGAACCAGCAGGGCUCUGUCUGGGUCCAGUCUGGAAUUGUUAGUUUUGGUUUUGGCUGUGCUCGGCCCAAUCUGCCGGGAGUCUACACCAGAGUGUCCAAUUACCAGUCCUGGAUCAACUCCCACAUCACAUGUAGUAAGCCAGGCUUUGUCCAGUUCAGCUCUAGUGGGCUGGAUGCUGACAGCAGCUAUACCUGUCCUGGCCUGCCACCUCCCUCCAUCACACAGCCUCCACCAUGCGUAUGCUCCUCUACAACCAUGACACCUGAAACACCAGUCAUAAGUGCAGAGGUGUGCGGCACCACUCCGCUUCACAACAGGAUAGUUGGAGGUGAGGAUGCUGAAGCUGGAAGUUGGCCCUGGCAGGCUAGUCUCCACUGGUUUGGCGGCCAUGUUUGUGGUGGUUCCCUUAUUAACAGGGAGUGGGUGAUGUCUGCUGCUCACUGCUUCUCAAGAUUAAGCACCAAUGGUUGGAGGAUUUUCUUGGGUCGCCAGAACCAGGAAGGAAGUAACCCUAACGAGGAGGUCCGAACAGUGUCCUUAAUAGUUCGUCAUCCAGACUAUGACAGCAACACCAACAACAAUGACAUCGCUCUGCUCAAACUCUCCUCACCAGUCAAAUUCACAGACUACAUCAGACCUGUGUGUCUGGCAGCCAGUAGCAGUGUGUUCAACAACGGUACUGAUAGCUGGGUCACUGGCUGGGGAGCAGUCAAGGAGGGAGUGUCCCUACCCUCCCCCCAAACUCUACAAGAGGUGGAGGUGCCAGUUCUGGGAAACAGACAGUGUAACUGUCUCAAUGGAGUCGGCACAGUCACAGACAACAUGAUCUGUGCUGGUGUUCUGGCAGGAGGCAAAGACUCUUGUCAGGGUGACUCAGGAGGUCCAAUGGUGAACCAGCAGGGCUCUGUCUGGGUCCAGUCUGGAAUCGUUAGUUUUGGUUUUGGCUGUGCUCGGCCCAAUCUGCCAGGAGUCUACUCCAGAGUGUCCAGUUACCAGUCCUGGAUCAACUCCCACAUCAAAUCUGAUAAGCCAGGCUUUGUCCAGUUCAGCUCCAGUGGGUUGGAUGCUGACAGCAGCUAUACCUGUCCUGGCCUGCCACCUCCUGUCAUCACUAUUACUACUACUGAUGCUACUAGUACAGCAGGACCAGAUCUAACAACCACAGAACCAGUGCCUAAAACCACAGCACCAGCUAUAGUUGCUUCAAGUGCGGAAGGUUAG